GGUGGUUAGGUUUGGUAGUAGGGAGAUAGAUAGGCAGAAAGAUCAUUAUUCGUUGUCUCUAGAGUCAAGUUCAUCUCUCUGUUGAUUCGCUUUCAUUGUAGUUGCUUCAGGAUUAUUGAUUGUAUUUAGUUUAUUUGGUAAGUAGUAAUCUGCAAGUUACUUUAGUGACAAAUUGUUUCAUAUCUAGUGUAGUAAAAGUAAUAAAAGUAAGCCUAUGAAUAGAAUAAUAGUAGUUGGAGUUAUUAAGGAAGAUGAAUUAGUUUAGGCAAAAUAAAAGCUUAGCAAAUGAAUGGGUUUAGUUUAUCACCUUAUAGAAUUGUUGUCGACCUAGUUAUAGUUAUUUACUGACGAGUUGUAUUAUAGGUAUUAGGUUAUCUACAUCAUAUCUGGAUGUGAAUGUUUUCUUCUGUCCUUACGUUUUUGUUAUUGUUUUUAAAGAUUUCCAUACUCAUAUCGUCUUGUUUUAUUCAUCUUUUAGAAGAGAUGGGUAUCCGAGGGUUGUGGACGUAUAUAGAAAGCAGCGGUGGAAACUUAUCCGUGUAUGAAUUGCAUAACCAGCUUUUAGUUAUUGAUGCUGAGAACUUUGCUACCGCCUGUUAUCGUGAAGCUGCUUUGCAAUGUGAAUUUGGUGGAGAGUAUUUGGCAUUUAAGAGUUAUGUGCAGUCAUUGUUAAAAGAGUUUAGUAUCUGUGGUGUGGAGCCAAUUUUCGUUUUCGGUGGAUGUCAUCCGAAAGAGGGAACAAAAUUGGAUACUUUGAUGAAGCGGAACAAGGAGUACUUUAAACAACUCUCAUCAGCUCUUCUGAUUGCUAAGUCAACUGGCAGCACAGAGUUGAACAUUGAUAUAGCUCCACGACUUAACAGAAAUGUUCUGGUUGAAAUUCUGCGUGAAUCUUCAAUUCGAUACAUAGCAUGUGAACGUGAAGCUGAUAUCAGUACAGCAGAACUUGCUGUUCAUCUUCAAUGUCCUGUUACCAUGGACGUCUUUUAUAUUGGAUUAGUCGACUUCUACAAAAUAUUGAUCCAUCUGAACGUUUCCAUAAAGUUAUGA
Messenger RNA from Schistosoma guineensis, 1050 nucleotides. Lineage: Eukaryota; Metazoa; Platyhelminthes; Trematoda; Strigeidida; Schistosomatidae. The record is from the annotation of a GenBank genome assembly.